UCUUCUUUAUUAGUUUAUCUAUGGGUUAUCCUGAAAACAAAAAUUUAAUUUCCCUGCCACAUUUGAAUGAAAAAAUAUUGAAAACUGUUAAACGCAAUUAAAAUGGAUAUCGAAGAAAACAAAGUUCUACAAGAAGAACAAUUUAUCCUUCGCUUACCGUUGGAAGAGGCAAAGCGUAUUCGAGAAGUAUUACGCAAUAAACCCGAAAAAUUAAAGAAAUUGAUGAAAAUUUCGGUCGAUUUAAAUGAUAAUAAGGUUUUACUAAAUCUAGGGAAAAAUAAACUGUAUGGUUCCAUAAAAAAACUCCCAACUUUGAUCGAGUCUUAUAAAACUAAUAUUUGCAAUAACAAAUCUUUAUUAUACAAAACAGCCGACAUUUGUCAUAUCGUUGAAUGUGUUUAUGAAGAACGGGCGAAAGAAAAAAAUGAGACAAUACAUGGAAUCUGUCCUCCACUGAAGAAUGUCAAGAAAAAGAGAUUUAGGAAAACUCUAUUUAACAAAGAUUUUGCUGUAGAAGCUGAGAAAGUGUCCAAAGAAUUAUAUUAUUUGCUGAGUACUGAUCUAGAGGCUUGCUCUUCGAAAUUUGAAAUAAUAUAUGAAGGUGACCCAACUGAAAAAGCUAAAAAACAAUGUGAAAAAUCGUUAUUUGGACAACUGUCUAGUGAUUCAUCAGAGAGUGAAAAUAAUUCAAAUGAAUGAAUAGUUUUUUUUUUCAAUAUUUUGAUUAGGAGGCAGUGCUUCCUUGAAAUAUGCAAGUUUUAAUAUUGAACAUUUAAUGAAAAUUGUUAUAAUUCGAAUUAUUUUGAAUUUAUUUUCUUGACAAUAAAUACAGUUAAUGUCAACUACAUUAUAAAAUAUCAAAAAUGUUAAUAUUUAA
Messenger RNA from Psylliodes chrysocephalus, 877 nucleotides. NCBI's taxonomy places the organism in Eukaryota, Metazoa, Arthropoda, Insecta, Coleoptera, Chrysomelidae. The record is from the annotation of a GenBank genome assembly.